Balearica regulorum gibbericeps (East African grey crowned-crane) is the source of this 3162-nucleotide messenger RNA. The record is from RefSeq and is a predicted model, not a curated record. NCBI's taxonomy places the organism in Eukaryota, Metazoa, Chordata, Aves, Gruiformes, Gruidae.
GAUGACUCACUUGUAGUGUGGAAGGAGGUGGACCUGACCCGGCUGUCAGAAAAGGGGCGUCGUGAUGCUUUGAAUGAAAUCGUUAUCCUUGCCCUGUUGCAGCAUGAGAACAUCAUCGCAUACUACAAUCAUUUCAUGGAUAACACCACGCUGCUGAUUGAGCUGGAGUACUGUAAUGGAGGGAACCUCUACGAUAAGAUUCUGCGGCAGAAAGACAAAUUAUUUGAAGAAGAGAUGGUGGUUUGGUAUCUCUUUCAAAUUGCAUCAGCUGUGAGCUGCAUUCAUCGAGCAGGAAUUCUUCACAGAGAUAUAAAGACAUUAAAUAUCUUUCUAACCAAGGCAAACCUGAUUAAAUUGGGAGACUAUGGGUUGGCAAAGAAGCUGAACUCGGAGUACUCUAUGGCUGAGACUCUGGUGGGAACUCCGUAUUACAUGUCCCCAGAACUCUGCCAGGGUGUGAAAUACAACUUCAAAUCAGAUAUUUGGGCUGUGGGCUGUGUCAUCUUUGAGCUGCUUACUCUGAAGAGGACCUUUGAUGCUACUAAUCCACUGAACCUUUGUGUGAAGAUUGUACAGGGAAAUCGCGCCAUGGAGGUUGAUUCCACUGUCUACUCGCGGGAGCUAAUCCAGAUGGUGAAUUCCUGCCUUGAUCAGGAUCCAGAGAAGAGACCCACUGCAGAUGAAUUGCUUGAACGUCCCCUUCUCAGCAAACGCAGGAGGGAGAUGGAGGAGAAAGUCACACUGCUUAAUGGGCCAAAUAAGCGACCAAGGUCAAGUACCAUGAAUGAGGCUCCCAUUGCAGUGGUGACUUCGCGCACUAGUGAGGUGUAUGUUUGGGGGGGCGGGAAGUCCACCCCCCAGAAGCUGGAUGCCAUCAAAAGUGGCUGCAGUGCACGCCAGGUGUGUGCUGGUAACACUCACUUUGCUGUGGUGACAGUGGAGAAGGAGCUCUACACCUGGGUGAAUAUGCAGGGGGGCACCAAGUUGCAUGGGCAGCUGGGACAUGGAGACAGAGCCUCCUACCGGCAGCCAAAGCACGUUGAGAAGCUUCAGGGAAAAGCCAUUCGCCAGGUGUCCUGUGGAGAUGAUUUCACUGUGUGCAUCACAGAUGAGGGCCAGGUGUAUGCCUUUGGCUCAGACUAUUAUGGAUGCAUUGGCGUUGACAAGGCUUAUGGCUCUGAAGUGCUUGAGCCCUUGCAGCUGGAUUUCUUUCUUACCAACCCUGUGGAGCAGGUCUCCUGUGGAGAUAACCACGUGGCAGUGCUGACCAGGAACAGAGAAGUCUACACGUGGGGCUGUGGAGAGUAUGGGCGCUUGGGCUUGGAUUCAGAAGAGGAUCACUACACCCCUCAGAAGGUGGAUGUUCCGAAGACCUUAAACAUUGUGUCUGUUCACUGUGGCUGUGAUGGGACUUUCCUGCUCACCCAGACGGGCAAAGUAUUGGCAUGUGGACUCAACGAGUUCAACAAGCUGGGCCUGAAUCAGUGCACAUCAGGGAUAAUCAACCAUGAUACGUACUGUGAGGUGCCGUACGCCACUUCCCUUACUUUGGCCAAGCAGCUGUCCUUCUACAAGAUCCGUACCAUUUCUCCAGGGAAGACACACACAGCUUCCAUUGAUGAGCGAGGCCGCCUGCUGACCUUCGGCUCCAACAAGUGCGGACAGCUUGGUGUUGGGGACUAUAAGAAGCACCUGGGAAUUAACCUGCUGGGAGGCCCCUUGGGGGGCAAGCAGGUGAUCAGGGUUUCAUGUGGAGAUGAAUUCACCAUAGCUGCUACUGACGACAACCAUAUCUUUGCCUGGGGUAACGGCGGGAAUGGGCGUCUGGCAAGGACUUCGACUGAGAGAGCUCAUGGCUCGGAUAUUUGUACCUCAUGGCCUCGGCCAAUAUUUGGAUCAUUGCAUCACGUUCCAGACCUGUCGUGCCGUGGCUGGCACACUAUCAUCAUUGUUGAAAAGGUGUUGAACUCUAAAACAAUCCGAUCCAACAGCAGUGGCCUGUCCAUUGGUACUGUGGCUCAGAGCUGCACAACUGGAGGAGGAGAGGAAGAGGAUAAUGAACAGGAAGCGGAGACCCCCAAUCCCAGUGGAGGCUUUCGGGGAACCAUGGAAGCAGAUCGUGAGUUGGGGGGCUGGAUCAGCACCACAGAAGCUAAGGGAGGCAACAGUGCUGACAGCAGCUCCUGCCCUGGCUGGCUGCGGAAGGAGCUGGAGAAUGCUGAAUUCAUCCCCAUGCCUGACAGCCCCUUUCCUCUGAGCAUGGCAUCUUCGGAGCCCGAGAAGGAGACUCUUCCUUACCAGAAACUUCAAGGACUCAAGGUGGCCUCUGAGGAACCUGUUGGAUUAAACAAGCCCAAACCAGACCCCUGGCCUACUUGCCUGAGUCCAACCUUGCCAUGCGGUGAAGGGAAGGCCGCAUCUCCUGUUGCGGGCUGCAUGUGCAGUGCUCUGCAACUGGAGGUGACACACCUCCGAGGCCUGGUUUUACAGUGUCUGGAUGAUCAGAAGAAGCUGCAGCAGGAAACCAUUCGUCUGAGUGCCCAACUCCAGCAGUUCUGCAGGGGGACGGAGGGAAUGCAGCAGGUGGAGGUUCAUUCCAAAGGAACACAGACAGCCAAAGAGGAGAUGAAAUGGAUCCGAAACCUGACUUGGAUUCAGAUUCCUGGUGUCUCCUGGGAACGGACUCAUGCCGCUCCAGCCUCUAGUCUCCUGAGCCCACUGGGAUCCAUCUAACUUCACAGCACACUAACCGAAUGCAGAGAGCGGCUUUCCUGGCUUCAGGUCACUCGCAGACAAGGAGCGAGGCCGGAGGCUCCAGAGCAGCACCCAUGUACGUUUGAUAUGAACUAGGAGUGAGUUUGAGAGGGGAAGGGCCCCUGAGCUCUAGGCCAGCUCAGUGAUUGAAGCAGCAGCAGCUCCUCUUUGUACCUUAUCUGUCAAUUCUGCACGUCAGGCAGAAUGGUCCCAUUAUGGCGAUGGCUCCAGUAGCAGCUUGUGGCCCCUUCAUUGUUUCACUGCUUCUUGGGAGCUGCCUUUGGGACCUCGGUAUUCAUCACUGCAUCUCUAGAUGAGAGGAGGAGGUACAUUUUGUACUGAAACUGGCUGAACCCUAAGACUCGCCACCUUCACUUCAGAGGGGUGAAGGACUAGGAUCCUCUCCCU